AUGGGAGCUUCUCCGAGGUCAAGCAUUAGAUCUUCGUACUGUACUUUGUUGUUCUUCUUAGGAACUUUAUGGUUGAUAUCAACACACGCGUGCCCGAAAAGCUGCCAUUGCGCCGACCGGAAUGGCGCGGUGGUGCAGUGUACCUCGCGUAACCUGGAGGAGAUUCCGUCAAAUUUACCCAAAGACACAGCGGUCCUCCUGCUUUCAUUUAACCGCAUCCGACACGUCCCAAAAGAUGCCUUCAAUGACCUCCACCGUCUCAGGGAACUCGAUUUAUCCCACAACGUCAUCGAAAACUUGGAAGCGGGAGCAUUCCAAGGAAUUUCUGAUCGUUUAAGGACUUUGGAUCUUUCAAAUAAUCAUCUCAGCAGUUUACCCAAGGAAACGUUCUCCAAGCUCCACGCCCGAGUUCGCUUGUCCAACAACCCCUGGCACUGCGAGUGCUCCUUACAGGAGGUCCUAAGGGAACUGAGACUCGACCCCGAGACGGUCAACGACGUGAUCUGCUUCACGUCCGUUCAGGAGGAGUACAUCGGGCAGCCGGUGAUCCAGGUCCUGGAUUCGGGUAUCAACUUUUGUAACUUUCACCAGAAGACAACGGACGUAGCGAUGUUUGUAGCCAUGUUCUGCUGGUUCUCCAUGGUGACCGCUUACAUCAUCUACUACAUCCGGCACAACCAGGAGGACGCCAGGAGGCACAUGGAGUACCUCAAGUCCCUGCCCAGCAGCUCCCGUAUCAGCAAGGACUACGAUACGGCCAGCAGUGUCUUCUAGAAGAUGCGGAAUUGAACAUACAUGAGAGGGCAUUCA
Molecule: messenger RNA, 810 nt
Organism: Doryrhamphus excisus (bluestripe pipefish)
Lineage: Eukaryota; Metazoa; Chordata; Actinopteri; Syngnathiformes; Syngnathidae
Source: RefSeq, a predicted model, not a curated record